Epithele typhae is the source of this 2523-nucleotide messenger RNA. RefSeq names its product S-adenosyl-L-methionine-dependent methyltransferase. The record is from RefSeq and is a predicted model, not a curated record. Bases 1 to 2523 code for a protein of 840 amino acids. Gene Ontology annotation, molecular function: O-methyltransferase activity. The transcript has 10 exons. Lineage: Eukaryota; Fungi; Basidiomycota; Agaricomycetes; Polyporales; Epitheliaceae.
AUGACCUUCGCCGACCUCCGCGCGAUGCACGCUCUCAUCGGCGACGCUCUCGACGAAAUAGAGGCCAUCUAUCGCGAUGCGUCCUUCGACUCCCCCGCCUCCACCACCCCCUACGCUCCUCCUACCUCGCCCUGCACUCCCUUCCGCCGCAAACCUCCGCCCGAAGACGCAUCGGACACAGACGAGCCCUUGCUCCAUGACCAGCCUCCUCGCUCACCCAAGACCCCCCGUCGGCCUCGUCACAGCUCCUCGCUGGACUCCUUCGGCGGCAUGCUCGACUAUCCCUCUCUCGAUGCUCCCUACUAUCCCACCCAGUCCCACGACCCGGAGGAAGAAGGGCGCGAGUCCCUCGCGUCUCACCCCGAUGUCCUCGCCGCCGCGAAUCGGAUCGUAGCCGCCUGUUCUCAGAUCAGCGCGACCGUCCACAGGCCGUUCCUUACCCUCUGCGACGCUGCCAUGGGGUAUCAUUUGCCCGCAUGCUUGCGCUUCUUGGAAGCGUCCCAUCUGGUUGAGAUUCUGCGGGCCGCUGGCCCGGCAGGAAUGCAUGUACGCGACCUCAGUCGCCUCGUCGACGUCGACGAGGGCAACCUCAGUCAUAACCUCCGCUUGCUCGCCACUCAUCACAUCACGCGGGAAGUUCGCCCUAACGUCUUUGCCAACAACCGGAUUUCCGCUAUCCUUGACUCCGGAAAGAUUCCCGAAGAGCUACUGUCCAACCCUCAGACGAAGUACGAGGCCACAAACGGGAUCGCGGCAUUCAUCAACCUCUGCACCGACGAGCUCUUCAAGUCUGCCGGAUAUCUGGCAGAUUGUUUCCUUCCCGCACUUUCUAUGCGCGACAAACAGCCAAUCUCCCCCAUGUAUGCGCCAUUCAACCUAGCGUUCAAGACCGACUCGCCGUAUUUCGAGUGGCUAGAGCAACCCGGCAAUGAAAGUCGUUUGAAGAGGUUCGGUCCAGCCAUGACAGGCACCGCCGCGUGGGAGGUUCCUGGAGCCAUCGUGUCAGGUUUCGCUUGGGACACCCUUCCUGAAGGAUCCUUGGUAGUUGACGUCGGUGGUGGCAUCGGAUCAACUGCGAUGCAAUUAGCUCAUACUUUUUCGCAUCUCAAUUUCGUCAUACAAGACAGGCCGCAGGUCGUAGAGCAGGGUAUCACCGUGUGGCGCGAACGAUGUCCGGACAUGCUCACUUCGAGAAGAGCGAUGUUCCUCGCGCAUGAUUUCUUCCUCCCUCAACCAUCUCUUUCCUUCCCCUCGUCUACAUCUUCAGAUUUCGCAUCGGUCUAUAUCCUCAGAGAUAUUACUCACGAUUGGCCGGAUCUGUUCGUCACAAAGAUCUUAGUGAACCUUCGACGGGCCGCUUCGUCGGAGACCAAGCUGUUGAUCGCCGAUCAUAUUCUGCCCCACGCAUGCGCCGAUGACAGCGACGAGUCAGACACCAACGUUGACUUGCCAGGGCUCGUCCGAUCCUUGGCGCCUGAGGGGUCACCUUUGUUAUCUAACCUCGGCAAGGCAAACGCUGUCGCGUAUUGGCUCGAUCUUACGAUGCGAUCCACGUUCAACGCUCAGGAGCGUACACUCCGAGAGAUGUCUGUACUGGCUCGCAGUGCUGGGUGGAAGAUCGUAGCUGCCGUCCACGAGGAAGGCUCGCUUUUCGGCCACAUUACGGCCAUCCCUGUCGAUAUCCCUUCGGAGACUCUCGCACUCAUCGAUGAGGCUAAGACUGACAAACCGACGCGAGCAGUUCGUCCGACAGGAGGCCGAUCCAGGUCAAUGUCCGCCGCAUCUGCCCUCAGCGCAUCCAGCAGCAUUCGUAUGGACACAGGGUUCGGCACCCAGGUCGUGCUGCCCUCCGAUGACGUUAUCCGCAAGCCAGCCCGGAAGGAUCGACGGUCGUUCAUACCCUGGGCGAGGAAGAAACACGUCCCGGUCCCGGACGCGCCCGUCCAAGUCCUUACGCCCGAGAGCCUGGAAGCACCCAAGCCGGCCAAGAGGCGUCCCAGGCUCUCGUUCCUGUCGUCCCCACCUCCGACCUCGCACGACGCCCGCCCCUCGCAGAAAGGACAGCACGCUCGCCAUGGGUCGACCGUCCGGAUCCUGUCCCCCGAAGCUACCCGGUCUGCCGUCUGGCCGGCUUCGAGGGACACGUCCGAGAGCUCUGGGGCUGCGCUCGGCCCCCCGGCGUCCCUGGAGGUCUCCCCCCUCCUGCCCGCGCUCGAGCCCGCGCCCCCUACGAAGCCGAGGAUGAAACGGGCGACGAGCAAGCAGUCGCUCAAGGAGAAGGCGAGUCAGGUCUUCAGGCUCCGGAAAGCUUCCGCCGCCAGCUUGCGAUCGGCCUCUCAGGGAGAGUCUGCGGGUCAGGCCGGCUCGAGCGUGCGGCUCAAGGGCGUGGAGGAGAGCCCGCGGCCGAGCCCAGGCCCGACGUCGUCCCCCACCAGCGCGAUGACGGGCGCGCUGCAGCCCGCGGGGAGUGGGGAGGACGGGCGGAUGCCGAGCGUCGAUCUGACUUCAAUUUAUGACCGGUGA